UCAGUAGAUUGCUGGUGCACUUCACAGACAUCAGUGGUCAUCAUUUCGAUUGGAUCUGUCUCCUGAAUGCGUUGGUGGCUGCUGUGAACAGUGUUUCCAGCACACUAAUGCUACUAUCAAGCACUCUCCAUCGGCAGUGAGAGCACCGGAGCGAGGCCCGGCCCUCAUUAUGGGAAGUAGCUUACCUAGAAGCGUUAGCGUUUAGGGGGUUGCAUUUGUGUUGAUGGGAGGCUACGGAGGAGUGGAAAGGUAUACUUUGCCGUGUGUACCAUCGCUGGCUUCUCAUAUGCACUUAGGCUACACUGUAGAGCAAAUGGAUAGAUGUUUUCCUCCUCACUCAGUCAAGAUUUCUGUCUCUCGGGAUAUUUGACUCCACAGGAAUUUGGACUAAACUCUUCAAUCAUCUGAACUCAGAUGGAGGAAGAACAUGUGGAGGGACUGGAAAAAGCUUCUCUGGCCAACUGUGAUGUGGUAGUCGGAGGUUCGCAGUCCUCUCAGCUGAAAGGGAAGGGGAAACUGUCGUCUCUAGGCAAAAUCUUCAAACCCUGGAAGUGGCGGAAGAAAAGAACCAGCGAUAAGUUCCAGGAUCUCUCCAAAGUUUUAGAGAGGAAAAUUUCCACCAGACAAACCCGUGAGGAACUAAUCAGGAAGGGGGUUCUUAUUGCAGACCAAGAGGAUGCAGUGAGCACAGAGACUCUAAAUGGACAUGCAGUUCCCAGUGGAGUUACAGAAGAGGUCAAAGUGGACAUUGAGUCCCCAGAAACUCCCGCUGAGGAGAAGACUGUGAUUACGCCAGAGGCUGAUGACACAGAAGAGUGCUCUGGUCCCGUCUCUGCUCCUGUAAAAAAGAAAGAAAACACAUGCAGCCCACAGGCCAGUGCAUCAGGAGCUCAGAGACCCACUGCUAAAAAACAACAGGCCGCAUCCAGCAAGGCCUCGGGCGGGGCGACAGGCACAGGGGUGAGGAAGGAUGCCAAGACAGGGGUUAAAAAGGUGCAGAAGGGCACGAGUAAACAGGCUUCUGCUCCUCCACCCAAACAAAAUACACGAACCACAGCUCGUGGGAACGCUAAAUCUGCCACUCCUAAGAAAACUGCUGGCUCAUCUAAGAGUUCCUCUCAGGCCUCUUCAACAACCAGUGUGAAGAACGCUAAAGAUGGCACCUCUGAACUGACUCCAGCAGAGAGUAAGACUGGAAAGAAAGCCAGAUCACCUCAGCCCCGUUCCAAAGCCUUGGCUGGGUCUGAAAACCCAGCUGAGGGCAACUCUUCCACUAAAGACCAAAGACAUAGCCGCCUGGCUUCCGGUGCUGAUGGGAAGUCCGUUAAGGAGACGUCUCAGGUUGGUGAAGGUGCUAAGAAACGGUAUGAAUUGUCGGCGCCGGAGAGAAGUCAGCAGCAUGUAAACAAAGCUACAGAAGAGACGGCAUUUACAGAAAAUGCACUUUCCUCAGACACACCAGGAGACAAUCAGAGCACAGAGAAAAUAACCGAGGACAUGAGGAAUGGAGCAGAUGGUGAACAAGAAACUGACGGAAGUAGGAAACAGCAGGGUGUCAAUGUGGAAAGUCCAGAAGUAACAGUUAUCCCUAAUGCCGUUAGAGAGACGGCAGCUAGUGACUCGGACUCAGACGGGCCCAUACUCUAUAAAGAUGAGGAAGAGGAGGAUGAAGACGAUGAGUACACCUCCAGCUCCCUUGCCAGUAAAAUCCGCCGCAGAGACACGCUUGCCAUCAAACUCGGCAACAGGCCCAGCAAGAAAGAGCUGGAAGAGAAGAAUAUCCUUCCGAGGACGUCAGAGACGGAGAGACAGGAACUGCGGCAGCAGAUAGGCUGUAAACUAGUGAGACGACUCAGCCAGAGGCCCACCACUGAAGAGCUGGAGCAGAGGAACAUCCUGAAACAGAAGAAUGUGGAAGAGGAGCAUGAAGCCAAGCAAGAAAUUAAAAGGCGGCUUUCUCGGAAGCUGAGUCUCCGGCCCACAGUCGCCGAGUUAGUAGCACGGAGGAUCUUGCGGUUUAAUGAGUAUGUAGAGGUGACUGAGGCGAAAGCCUAUGAUCGGCGUGCUGAUAAGCCCUGGACCAGGCUGACACCCGCAGACAAAGCUGCUAUACGCAAGGAACUUAACGAGUUUAAAAGCAAAGAGAUGGAAGUUCAUGAAGAGAGCAAGCAAUUUACCAGGUUCCAUCGUCCGUGAGAGGCUGGAAUGGCGCCUGCACCGUUCUCCCCUCUCUCUUUCUCUCUCUCUCUCUCUCUCUCUCUCUCUCUGUCUCUCUCUCUCCCUCUUCCUUCCGGAUCCUUCACUCCAUUAUCCACAGUGGGGCCAACAGUCAAGCUCUGUGUCACACACUGACACAUUCCGGUCAUUGUGUCUCUAAACAUCAUCUAGUACUUGGGUGAAAUAGAGGACAGCUGAAAUGCCAGCGAGAGAGACGUCUGUGCAAGAACAAACAUGAUCAGGUGCCUUGCUCUGUCCCUGGCUUUGUUUGCACACACUAAGGACAAGAUGACAUGUUUUUUUUUUUCUUUGAUUUUUUUAUUGAAGGAUUCCCAGUAUGCCUCAGGACAUGUAAUGGCAUAUACAGUAACUUCUCGACACACCAUUCUGUAAGUCUUUGUGCCGAGGACAUGGCUUUUUUUUUUUAAACGUAUGACUGAUUUUAUAACAGUGUUACAACGUGAAGUCCCAUAUUACUUGUGAAUAUUCAUGCAUGUGAAAAAGCAUUUUAAAAAUGAUAGUCACCCACUGAACUCAUACCAUUUCUUUAAGAAACUUCAAACAGGAAGUCUUUUACACAAUUACAAAUGUUUAUUCACAUUAUUAUUAUUAUUAUUAUUAUUAUUAUUAUUAUUAUGAAUGGUAGCAGUUGUAAAGGAAAUCUGAUUUGCUUUGUGCCUUUUUCUAUUCCAUCUAAUAAGCUGUUUCGGGUGUCAGCUCCAUUCGAGCAUAUGUGGUGCAGAUGCUCUUUAGUUUUCAUAGCUUUAUAGUCUUAUAGUUAUUGUCUCCAUUGAUUUGGCCUUGGGCAAAACAGGCUGUACAUUAUAAAUGCUGUAUUGACUACAACAGGGCUGAAUCAUCACUCCAUUACUCCACUUGGACUAUGGGAAAUGCUCAACUAUUCAACAUGCUGGGUUUACACAGAUAGUCGCAUUUUUGCAUUUGUAUUUGAUUGUUUGUGUUCUCUGUGGUUUUCUCCACAAAUCAAGCCUCAUCUCAUCAUUUCACUUCUGCACCACCUACUUCUCAUUGCACCCAAACGGGUGAAAAACUCCAGAUCUGUUUGCUGCUGCGAGCAUAGCCAUACUGCAUUAUAUUGUGAUAUGUUGUGGGAUCAAAUUUUUUACGUUACUGUUAUAAGACGAUGUUACCACAAAUGUACAUGUGUGAGAGGUCGGGAGUAUUAUUUUGUCAUUGCAAACAGGUAUCAUGGAGAAAUAUUUAAAUUAUUUUUAAUCAGUUAUUGUACAGAAUGUGCAUAUAAUACAUGUGAAUACAUCCAAUAUGCUGUAAA
Pangasianodon hypophthalmus (striped catfish) is the source of this 3511-nucleotide messenger RNA. It is a transcript of the gene phactr2, whose product is annotated as phosphatase and actin regulator 2. Bases 415 to 2196 code for a protein of 593 amino acids. The record is from RefSeq and is a predicted model, not a curated record. The transcript is spliced from 13 exons. Gene Ontology annotation, biological process: actin cytoskeleton organization. Gene Ontology annotation, molecular function: actin binding. Lineage: Eukaryota; Metazoa; Chordata; Actinopteri; Siluriformes; Pangasiidae.